GCGCAGACUAGAUUGCAAUGAGCAGCACUUUUUCAUUGAUUCUUUUCCUACCAGUUUUGUAGCGCGAAGUCAAAGAUUUAGAGUGGUCGAAAUAUAGGACCUGGAAAACGGCAUAUCAAAGUGGUGUUCCUUGAGUGUAGGCACAUUUGCAGACGUUUAGGUUUUACGGCUCUGUAAUGUACCUUAACAGGUUGUAAAUGUUGCGUAUAAAAAUAUGAAAAAUUAAAUGUUGCGUUAUGCGUGAGGCACAACUCCAUAUUUGUCGUACGUGUGUCCGUGUCCAAUGGCAUGCCCAUUAGGUUAACUGUAAGCGAGAAAAGUUACAGCUUAAAGAAAGCAUUGCGUGCAAUCUUUGUGCUAAUAAUGUUCAUGGUAAUGUGAAAAGCAGUGUGUUUAGUAUCGAGUACAAAAUCAGUGGUGGUCUCUGCUUACCGAAUGCACCACUCGGUAAUGGUGCUGACGAGCAUGAUAACAGGUCAAAAAUGUUAGCAAGAUAAGCAUGCCGCUUGCUGCUCCAGUUAUUUUUUCCUCACCGCGAACCGUAGUGCACCACCCUGGCUCUUGCCGCCAUUUCGUUUUUCAAUCCAAUUGACAAACAAUCUUUGGAGCAUGUGUAUGCAAGAGAGCUGAAGGAAUAUAAAUCGGGUCGUACAGAAAGUGAAUAGCAUUCGUAUUCGUGUGCCGUUACUCAAUGGGAUAAAGUGUCACAAUACAUACUAAGUUAAUUUUCCAACAGCAUAUUGUUGGAUCUAUUCAGUUAUAUUCGCAUACUACAUUCUGCUGUGCUACAGUUUAUCUAAUCCUGAACCAAGUUGUUUGUUCCUACGUAAAUUUGAGCAUCGGCAAAAGUGUUUGUAAAGGUAAUUCACCGUGAUUCGCUUCAACCUGAAUCAACACCCAUACGAAAACAAAUCAAAAUAUCCACAAACCAAACCUAAAAAACAGUAGCCAAUUCUAGAGCCGCGGAAUAUAAUAAAGACCGCGAUUUAUUCGCGGCAUAUUAUGUCUCGCGAAGUCUACAGCACAGGUCAAACAAACUCAAACACUACCGGUACUAGAAGCCCUGGUCGAUCAACGAGACGAUUAACUGAACUGCCGACCGUUGACAAGUCGCCUUCACGAGACUACGGCGGAAUCCGAGGAAGACCUUUAGGGCCCAAUAUACACCAAUCACGCUCAGGAACUAAUUCUCCGCUAAACUACAGCUGGAAGUCUUAUCCACACCAUAAUUCAUUUACAGCCAUGGGUAGUCCAUAUUAUCGGGAUAUGGACGAGCCCAUCAGCCCUGCUGGUGGCCACCAUCGCAGCAGAAGUGCAACUCGAGCUCCCACGCACUCGUUGGAGUAUCCUCGCGAGCAAUUGAGAACUCGUUAUCAGUCAUUGGAUAGGGGUCUCGUUGAUCCACACGAUCGUGAAUUCAUACCGAUACGAGAACCACGGGAUCGUUCUCGUGAUCGGUCAUUGGAAAGGGGACUGUAUCUAGAAGAGGAACUCUAUGGCCGACCACCCAGGCAAGCAAUGCCGGAACGAGGGUAUCUAGGCGAUUUACAGGUUCAAAAUGGAGAGUUGCAACGCGAACUGGGAAAUCUAAAAAAAGAGCUCGAACUCACGAAUCAAAAGCUCGGAAGCUCAAUGCACAGCAUCAAAACAUUCUGGUCGCCCGAACUAAAGAAAGAGCGUGCUCUUCGAAAAGAGGAAAGUGCUAAAUACAGCCUGAUCAAUGAUCAGUUAAAAUUGCUUAACAGUGAAAAUCAGAAACAAGCAAUGCUGGUAAGGCAACUAGAAGAAGAGCUUAGAUUACGAAUGAGGGCACCGAAUAUAGAAAUGCAACAACAAAUGGAGGCUUUAUAUGCAGAAAAUGAACACCUCCAACGAGAAAUAUCAAUAUUGCGCGAUACUAUUAAGGAACUGGAACUGCGAAUAGAAACCCAAAAACAAACGCUUCAAGCAAGGGAUGAAAGCAUAAAAAAGUUAUUGGAAAUGCUUCAAAGUAAAGGAAUGGGUAAAGAAGAAGAGCGACAAAUGUUUCAACAAAUGCAAGCUCUUGCUCAGAAACAGAUGUUUGAUAUCACCAACUGCACCACUACUACAGCUGAUUUAAUGCGUACCAGUUUUUAUCCAGCCCAGCCAACGUCGGUAUACAAUUCAAACUACCACAACAUCGCUCCAGCAUCUAAACUGUUGGACGUGCGCUCCGGACGAUUGCCGGCUCGCCGCUACAGCAUUAGUGGCAGUGUGCCGUUGUCCUCCAUGGUUGAUUACUGCAAUUUGUCCGAGAAUGCGGCUAAUCUUUAUACACAAUCAGCCAAUCUGACCAACUUGCUAAAUGAAACCACAAAAUCGUUAUCCCGCUCUUCUAACAUAUUGAAUAUGCGUUCGCUAGGCGCAACGGCCUCAGGCGAUAGCGGUAGUAAUUUGCCAAUGUGUCAUGCAACAACACACUUCACACAAUCAUUAUUAGCUUCAGCACCAACAUCUUCCUCUACCACCAUUUGCGGUGUACUUGAUCCAUCUCCAUCGCUCCCUUUCGAGCGAAUGGGUGCUUCAGCUGGGACUACCACAGGUUUACACUGUUCAUAUCCAAACACCUCCAGUAUUUCACACUUGCCUAACGCGGUAGCCAGUAAUUCUAAUCUGUCGUAUUAUAACCAUCACCUGCAACAUCAUCUGCCUCAUGUUAAUCAGCAAAACAGUAUACCAGUACCGCAGCAACUACAAUUUUCACAGCAUAGCUCCUUUUGUAACACCGGUUGCAGGCCGUCAACAGACUACCUUCUCUCAAAACCAAUCUAUAGCAAUAAUACGAUAAAUGCCGCCUCGAAUGCCACCUCCUUUUUAUCACAUCCCCACAGUCUGGAUGAUUUUCGUUUGGAAAUCACACGUCGUGAUCAAGAGAUUAUGGCAAUGGCUGCCAAAAUGAAGACUCUCGAAGAACAACAUCAGGAUUACCAACGUCAUAUUGCCGUUCUGAAAGAAUCACUAUGCGCCAAAGAAGAACAUUACAAUAUGUUGCAAUCAGAUGUCGAGGAACUCCGUAAUAGGUUAGAGGAAAAAAAUCGCAUGAUUGAAAAAAAAACUCAAGGCACAAUGCAUACUGUCCAGGAAAAGAAUCGUUUACAGACCGAACUUACCGAGCUGAAAGAACACAUGGAUAUUAAAGACAGGAAGAUAAACGUUCUUCAACGAAAAAUUGAUAAUUUAGAAGAUUUGCUUAAAGAGAAAGAUAACCAAGUCGACAUGGCACGAGCAAGGCUUAGUGCAAUGCAAGCCCAUCAUUGCAGUUCCGAAGGAGCUCUGACGAGUUUGGAGGAGGCUAUCGGCGAUAAGGAAAAACAGAUGCAACAACUGCGCGAUCAGCGUGAUCGAGCUGAAGCGGAAAAAAAAGAAGAACGAGAGUUGCAUGAACGAGAGCUGGCCGAAUUUAAGAUGAAGCUUCAUUCUCUUGAUAGCGAGGUAGAAAAGUUAACAACUCGCCUCCAUAGAGCUCUUGCAGAGAAAGAUCGUUUGGAAGCUAAAUUAGAGAGCUCGCAAAGUGAACUCGGCAAGUCGAAGGCAGAGCUAGAACAUAAAACGGCAAGCGAUGUUGGUCGCAGUGGAGCAGAUUGGGAUCACGCAAAACAACGGUUAUCUCGUUUAGAAUUGGAGAAUGAACGUUUACGUGCCGAAUUAGAACGAUCACAGACUACUUUUGGCAGAUCUACGCUGACCACAUCACAAGAACUUGAUCGAGCCCAGGAACGGGCGGACAAAACCACAAACGAACUGCGGCGCACGCAAGCUGAGCUACGAGUGACACAAGAACAUACGGUACACGAUUUUACUGACGCUGAACGAUCAAGAGCGGAAGCUGCCGCCUUACAAGAGAAAUUAGAGAAGAGUCAAGGCGAAGUCUAUAGACUCAAGGCUAAGCUUGAAAACGCACAAGGUGAACAGGAAAGCUUGAAACAGGAAAUGGAAAGAGGCCAGGCUGGUAUACAACGAAUUGUUAGUGAAAGAGAUAAGGCGUACGCAGAGCUCGAAAAAAUACGCGAAGAACUAGAACGUACACAGGCUACUCUCGGCAAAUCGCAGCUUACCCAAGAGAAACUACAGAAUUCUCUCGACAAAGCACAAAAUGAAAUUGAUCAUUUGCAGGAGAAAUUAGAUAAGAGCGGCGGAGAAACCCGCAGGUUGCAACUCGAAAAAGAGAAAAUCAAUUAUGAAUUUGAAAAUAUUCAGUCGCAGUUAGACAAAUCUUUGGGCCAAGCUUCACGUAUUCAAAAAGAGAAAGAAGCCGCACAAAUGGACCUCGAUCGCUAUCGAGACAAGGCGGAUAAAUUACAGUCAUCCCUUGCUCGUUUGCAAAAGGAACGCGAUGUGCUUAGUGAUGAAUUAGAAAAAUUGAAGGAAAAAUCCGAAUCUACUCAGAGUACAGCACUCAAAUACCAACGAGAACGCGAUGCUAUACAGACAGAACUUGAGGUAGUAAAAGAACGCUGGGAAAAAGCACAUCAGGUACAUCAAAAGCUUCAGAUGGAACGAGAUGAUGCAACUACCGAGAUCGAUAUAUUAAAAGAGAAGCUUGAUAAAGCACUGUAUGCUAGUCAAAAGUUGAUUGAUGAGAAAGACACUUCCACUAAAGAGUUUGAGAAGAUGCUUGAGAAGUAUGAUCGUGCCCAAAAUGAAAUCUAUCGACUACAGUCACGAGUCGACACGGCCGAAGCUGACCGCAAUCGUUUAGAGGUAGAAGCUGAACGUUCUGCACUGGCAGCAGCUAAAGCACGGGAAGACUUACGUAAAAUCCAAGAGGAAACUACGCGGCUCCAGGAAGCAUGCGACCGUGCAGCAAUGCAGCUGGGUCGCUCGAAAGAACUCGAAGAUAAGGCAAAGGAGGAUGUAGAUAUGAUUCGCGAGAGGCUUGAUAAAUGUCAAACUGAUUUGCGUCGAGCACAAUCGGAAAAGGACAAUCAACAGGCAGAAAUCGAGCGGCUAACCUAUGAACUAGAUCGUUCGCACAAUCUGUACACCAAACAAACGGCUUCGCUUGACUCGGCUCAGGAAGAAAUAGCACGCUAUGGACUGGAGAUCGAAAAGAUGCGUGAGCGCUAUGAAAAAACGGCAGCAGAACUGCGACGCUUACAAGAGAAUGAAUCCUUCUCACGUGAAGCCCGACGUAUGAAGGAUGAAAAUGACCGAUUGCGGGAAAAGUACGACAAGGUUAUCGUGGAGCUAGAAAACUUCCGAGGCAAAUCGCAAUAUGAACAGGAGACGUUCGAUAAAAUGAAAGAGAAGUUUGAGACACGAGAAAAUGAAUUCCAAACCAUGGAGCUAAAGUUACACGAAACCAGCCUACAACUCGAUCUGGCUAGAGCAGAAGUAACUAAGCUUAUCUCAAAUCAAGAUAAACAGCGAGCCGAUGCAGAACGUGCUCACAUUGAAUAUGAAAAAAUACGAGACAAGCAUGAGAAACUCAUCAAGGAAGUCGAGCGAUUGCGGCAGAAUCCGCAAUCUGCUAUCAGCCCCGGAGCGUUGGCCGCUACCAGUACAGUAAGCUUAGCAGACAAAAACGAACUAGACCGUUUGCGCGAUCGGCUUGAAAAGGCGCUGCAAAGCCGAGACGCCACCGAGAUGGAGGCAGGACGUUUGGCAAAGGAACUAGAAAAGGCACAGCUACAUCUGACGAAACAACAAGAAGUCUAUGAAGCGACACGUAUUGAGUUUGAGCGUAUGUCUGCUGAACUGACACGUGUGCUCGAGCGGCUGGAAAAAUCUGAAGCCGAAAAGGAAACCCUUCGCCAAUCUACUAAGAUCUAUGAAAAACAUCACCAGCAACAUGCCAGUAACCACCAUAUAGAGCAAAGUCUCAUGAAACUCGAGGCUGAUAACAAACAGCUGAUGGCCGAACGCGAUCAACUAGUGAUGCAGCUGGAAAAGAGCCAGGAUAUGUUAAUGAGUUUCCAGCAGGAGCUUAACGCAGCUGAAGUGGAACUGCAGCGUCAAUGUGAAGAAAAUCGCCGGCUUAAGAGCUCUCCUCAACAGCCAGGAAGCGCUCCUGCUGCACCUCAACAAGGCCAAGCUGCGGCCCAGGAAAUACAGAACUACAAGAAGGAAAUUACAAAGCUGAAACAAAUGCUUCAGGAAACGGGGGCUCGUGGAGAUAAUGAACUCGAACAGUGGCGUAAAGUUGUGGAGCAGGAGAAAAAUCGAGCAGAUCAAGCAGAAAAGGCGGCUAUUGAAUUGCAGAAGCGAAUGCAGGUAAUGGAGCAACAGUUGAAGCAACAACUCUUACAAAUGACCAAUAUGCAGAAACAAUUGCAACAACAAUCAACACAACAACAACCACCACAGCAAUCGCCGUCAAAUAAAAAGGAGCUAGAAAAAUUACAAGAAGAUCUUAAAACAGCUGCUACACAACGCGAUCAAUUCCAAAAUCAGUUGGAGUUACUGGUGCAGGAAUUAGAAAAGAGCCAAACAGAGGCUUUGGAAGCGACCAAAAAGACUCAACAGCAACAACAGCAGGUUGGUCAGCUACAGCAACAAAUACAGCAGAUGCAACAACAACUGCAACAAGCAACGCAGGCAGCUAAUCAGAAGGUAGCUCAAAAUGCAGGCGUAAGUGAGGCGGAGCGUAAGCAACUAGAAGCACAAAUGAAACAAAUCGAAGACGCAACUCGACUGUUGGAGAGCGAAAGAAAAACGUUUGAAGAUCAGCGCAAAGCUAUCGAAAACAAGCGCAAAGAGUUGGAAGACAAAGAAAAAAAUCUUAUUGAGUUUGACAAACAACUUAAGAAACGCAAAGAACAAAUGGACCAACUAGAAAAAUCAUUACAAAAGGCCGGCGGAACUGCUGCUGCUGCUGGAGAAUUGAAUAAACAGUUAACAGAAACCCAGCAGAUGCUAGAUAAAGCAUCAAAGGAACUAGAGGAUGCAAAAGAAGAAGCCAAGCGAUCUGCUGCUGAAACGGAACGACUCCUCCAGUUGGUGCAAAUGACACAAGAAGAACAGAAUCAGAAAGAAAAAACAAUAAUGGAUUUGCAGCAGGCCUUAAAAAAUGCUCAAGCAAAAUUGAAAACAGCACAAGCACAGCCACAAGAUGCGGGACCAGCAGGUUUCCUCAAGAGCUUCUUCUAAAAUGGGUUUGCUUUUUUGGAUUAGUGAUUGGUGUACUUUAAUUUUUAUUACACCAAUAACUGGGUCUUACUUAAAUGCGACUAGAAACAAAAAAACAACUACAAUAUCGUAAUGAGAGUACAACUAUUAGUAGUAAUUUCUUUAAGAGAACCUAAAUGGGUUGCUGCUAGCUUCAAUUGAGAAUGGUAAGUAGUUUUACAACCUUAUGGUUGGUAAUUUAUUUGUUAUGUUGGAUUCACUAAAUGUGAUUUCGUAAACAAACUGUACAGUAAGAAUGGUCAGAGAACAACCAACAUAGAAACAUAUGUAACGCUGGUUCUGUUAUCGUUACGCGUUUUGGUAAAAUUUAAAGCCAUGUAACAAAUAAUUUGGAAUACAAAUCCCAUCCAUACGUUAGACAUCAAUGACAACAACCAAAAUAGACAUUUUUGUUAAAUCUUAGUAGUUCUGUUAAAUCUUGGCUAGUAUCUAAGCCACUUCUCCCACUUUAUCAUAAGCAAUAAUUCUGUAAAGUAUCCAGACAGCCAAAUUAAGGGUUGAUUGAACUAGGAGAUUAAACAAUAAAACGCAAGUAGCGAUCACUAAAAUAUAUUUAGCAAACCAGAUGAACACUUGCUGCCAUUUAUUAUUAUAUAAAAUAAAACAAGAACCCUUUGCAAGAGUGAUUUUUGACAACCAAAAAAUAUCAUGUGCAAUAUUAUUACUCUUCAUCAAUAGACCAUGGAUGAGAAAUGAAGAGCAAUUUCAAAUUACGAUACGACACAGCGCUGUUGAGUUGCGAACCAGCUAAAAAGGAGUUUACACUUCCUAACUAUCGUUACAGAGAAUACAUUUGAAUGAAGCAGUACUUAGUUUAAUGAUCCUAGCAUAGAGAGAAACUACACUCUUGUAAGCAAAAUCAUGAGCGACCAGUUCUGAGCCACCGUAAAUGUUUAAUAUGUAUUAUCAAAUUACAUGGCAGUAAAAUACAAAUCAAUUAGUUAUGUAAUAUUCUACGCACCUAUGUAUUGUACGAUACAUUAAAUAAGAAACAAAGCAUGUAAACAAAAACUACACACAAAAUCACACACAAUAGACAAUAAUAGAAUUCAAAGGCAAGUGUGUAAUCGCUAUUUGUACCACAUCGCAUUCGCUCGACAUUGUCGGUCCAACAAAAUCGUGCACUAUACCUAUUGUUUAACUGUGUCCAAUUAAUAAUACCCUUCAGCUUCAGACGAAGUAAAACUAUCUAACGCUUUCUAGAAAAUCAGGACCAAAUCGUUAGUAGGUCUUGUACACUGCUAAAAAACAAACAUAUGCACGAUAUUAAAUCUAUAACUGAUAUUAUACGCUACCACUAUCUGUAACAAAAUCGAUGGUUAGUAUACAAUAGUCUACUGUUUUUUUUUUAUAUUGUAUUUUAAUUAUCAAUAUUGUGCGUAGAACUAGUUUCAAGUUUUUCUUUCUGGGCAUUUCACUAAUCGAAACGGUUCUAAAAUGCAGAGUUUGUGUUCGAUCGUUAUGGUAAAACUUAUCGUAAAAGUUAAAGUUAGUAGUGAAUAAAAUUAUUUAAACACUUUAUUUAUUAUUUAGUAUGCAGUUUUAUUAUAUGUUAAAAGUUUACAAAAAAAGAACCGAAAUAGUAGAGGAUUUUUUAACCAACACACAUAUUCAAAUAGAUAAAAAUAUAAACAUGUUGGAUAAAAAUUGCGAUGUUCUUUGAACGAAAGCAACAAAACAAUAUUUUUUUAUUUUACAUGCCAAAUAAUCGGAAGAUCAUUUUGCAUAUUCUAUAAUCACGUCAUCAAACAUCUUUUACACGCAAAUCUUUUUGUACGCAAUUUUCUAUCUGUAUAAUUUUAUCCGAUAGUCCCUUGUAAAUAUUGUAUUGAACGAACUGUC
Molecule: messenger RNA, 8991 nt
Organism: Anopheles arabiensis
Lineage: Eukaryota; Metazoa; Arthropoda; Insecta; Diptera; Culicidae
Gene: brp
Product: golgin subfamily A member 6-like protein 22
Exons: 24
Coding region: 1003-7110 (2035 amino acids)
Biological process (GO): maintenance of presynaptic active zone structure; regulation of synaptic plasticity; neuromuscular synaptic transmission
Cellular component (GO): cytoskeleton of presynaptic active zone
Molecular function (GO): structural constituent of presynaptic active zone
Source: RefSeq, a predicted model, not a curated record